Laetiporus sulphureus 93-53 is the source of this 3018-nucleotide messenger RNA. RefSeq lists its product as uncharacterized. NCBI's taxonomy places the organism in Eukaryota, Fungi, Basidiomycota, Agaricomycetes, Polyporales, Laetiporaceae. The record is from RefSeq and is a predicted model, not a curated record. Bases 1 to 3018 code for a protein of 1005 amino acids. The transcript is spliced from 7 exons. Gene Ontology annotation, molecular function: protein heterodimerization activity.
AUGUUCUCGAGCCCUACAAGCCCGGCGUACCUCUCCUCGCGCUCCGCCGACGUCAUCCUCUCCGACGUCCGGCCCAUCAAGCUAGUCUACGAGGCGCUGCAAUCCGUGAACGUGCUCCUAGACGAGCUACUCUACACUAUCCUCAAUGAGGCGCUCUCACUGGCGACCGACAGGCUCAAGGCGGCGCUGCUAAAGGUCGUGCCGACGACACUUGGGAAGGAGGCGUUGCUGGAGGCGGAGGUGGAGUUGAAGGCGUAUUGUGAGCGGGCGACGGCGACGCCGGAGACGUCGCGGUCGGCGUCGGUGCGCAGCAGCGUUGCGGAGGAUGAGCGACCAUUUGAUCUGCAAUGGAGUUUCGAGUUACUGCGCCUUAAAUGCGAGGCGUACUCUACGAUGAACGACACGGACGAGGACACGGAGGCGGAGCGGCGUCUCAACGAGCGGAUGGGUGGCGCGCUCCCACUGAGCGUGGCCGAGCUUGCGCCGGCUGCGCUAUAUUUGACUGCAAUCCUGGAAUACAUCUGCGAACACAUCCUCUCCAAUGUGAGCAGUGUCGUUGCACGCGAUAGCAGCCGCACCAUUGCGACCGUGCAAGACCUGUUCAUCGCGCUGUGCGAAGACGACGCCAUACAUGGGACGUUCCGGGCGACGAAAGUGUAUGAUCAGAUAGAACAUCUGUCGCGGGCGACCAAGACACGUCGGAGCAAGUCGUUCUCGCGGACGAGCGACCGGGUCUCAUCUCCCCUCCCGCCGCCGUCGACGCAUGCCGAGCUGAUGGCAGUCACGGAGUCUGCUGUUGCGCGUGCACGGACGCGGGCGUCGCUGGAGUCGCUCAAGUCGGCGAGCUCGACGGCAGGGACGGUGGAAAGGGGGAGGUCGUCGUCGGAGAAGGGGCGGGCGACGACGAUCAGGAUGCGACUAACGAGCGAACAACCGGAAAUCACCGAGAAGGGGCAACCCGAUCAGGAGGGCCUCGAUGAGUUUGACGAGCUCAUGCGCUCCGGCGCGACCAUGAAGGUCUCCCUCACCCCCGACAGGCUCAAGUCCAUGGAGGUGUUCAACAGGGAGCGCACGCUGCGUGCGAACCGCCGAGCGGGGCAAAUUUCGGAUAGGGCGAGUGGUGGUGAUGGCCACGCAUCAAUGGCAGAUCGACAGCGGAAGUCCUCCACUGCAGCGCGGCCCCUUCCUCGGCGCGUCGACUCGAUCGUGGAAGACGAGGAGGAGCUCCCUAGCAGACCCUCCACCGCCCAACCUGCUACUGGGAACCGGAUGCGACAAAGCAGCAAGAGCUUCUCUGCACGAUCGUCGCCAUCCCAGUUUCGCAUACGGGCUGCCUCCAUCUCGGACAUGCCCUCACCGCGUCUCAACAGCGGAAAGGCAUCACCUGCUGCGGAAAAGCCACCCACCAACGGCGCAGCGGGGCGUCAGAACUCACGCAAGAUGGCUCGGAAUCGCGAAUCGAUCGACUUGGAUGAGAUCAUAGGAGGGUCAGACGGCGAUGAAGAGGACGCCGCGGGCUCGGAUGACAAUGCCACUCCUACUUCUGCCAAGCCGAACAGGCCCAAGCCCAAGCCCCCGCACAUCUCGCAGUCCGCGCGCGAUCUUAUCGCGUUCCUGGAAGAAGGCCCGCCCACGUCGCCCGACUCUCCCCCGCGCUCGUCGAACGCGAGUGUGAGCGUAUUCUCCCUCGAGUCGACCAAAAGCCGAUCGGGCAGGUUCUCGCGCAUGAUGUCCCGUCUGACGGCCAGCGGGUCGGCGGAUAAGAUAAAUGGGCGGAGAGCGGAGGGCGACGAGGAACAACCCAGGACGCCGAGGACUGCGCGUAUACUGGGACGGAAAGCGAGCAUGAACAAUCUUCAUCCGCCGCCAUCGUACAAGGCACCGUCCCUCUCGUCGAAGCGCUCCUUCCCGAACGUCGUUGUGGUUAGCCCUUCGCGGCCUUAUCCUUCUCAGGCGCCAAAGCUGCCUUCUCCCGUGCCCUCGCUCCCAUCCUCCUUGAGCUCCCCACAAUGGCAACCCGCCUCGCCUGUCCCCUCGACUGCGCCGCUCUUGCCACAUUCGAUCUCUGUUGCGUCGUCGCAGGCGUCGACGGACGACUCGAGCAGCCAUGCAUUCCCUGUGCGUCGCAGCAGCGUUCGCAAGGCCGUGCCGACGUGGGACGAGAAGGUUGAGGUACGGCCACCUGUUCCCUCGCUUGCUAUACCCGCGGACAACGUAUCAGUCCCAUCGCGCAAUGGCUCGAUUCGUAGCCACGUGAAUGGUGCCGCUGUGCCGCCAGAGGACAACGCGAUCAGGGAGAGCGCUGCCAGCCCUAAAGAUACCACACCUGACCGUAUUCCUUCGUUAUCUAUCAAUACCUCCAUUACCCAGCCUGUCAAUGGGCAGACACUCUCUCCCAGCCCGCAGGGCGAGGCCUACAGAGGGGUGUCACCUUCACCAUCAAGGUCGCGCCGCUCGCCGAUACCCCGCAAGCCUGCGCCAUCGCCCAAUCAAGAAGAGGGACCAGCGACGCCCAUAACCCCGAGCAGCCUCCCAUCCACACCCGCGCCGACGUCUUCCACACUCACACUCACACCCCCGACCAAGGACCGCUCGGAGCGCAGGCGCUCGCGGCGCUCAAACCGGGAACAUAUCAGCUCGCGCGCAGUCGGCGAGCUGCGCCGGCUGCUCGCGGCGGCGCGCACGGCGGACGAGUGUCGCUUGCUCGUGGACAUGUUCUUUGCGAGGCAUGGGUUCCCGCAGGCUCCGGGGGUGGGCGUCGUUGCUGCUGCGGACUUUCCUGAGCCUCCGCCGUUGGAUAAUAGCACGCUGAUGUCACUGACGGAGAUGGAGUGCUCGAUGGUCGAGCACCUGUUGGGCGAUGGUGAUGUUGUGAUGAGCGAGGCUAUGAACGCGCAUGCGAGGACGCAGACCGCAUCUGUUGAUGCGACUGCUGUCAAUGUCGAGGCCCAUGCGCCGACUUCUUCUGAUGGCUCAUCGGGCAACGCCCCCGCUUCCGGGGCACCGUCGCAAGAGUAA